AUGUCCAGUGACAAUUGCACUUCGGUGACAGACUUUAUUCUCUUGGGCCUCACAGAUCGUCCAGAGCUUCAAGGCUUCCUCUUUGUGUUCUUUUUAAUCAUCUACUUUUUCACCUUGUUAGGCAACCUGGGUCUGAUUGUAGUAAUUCUACUAAAUUCUAGCCUUCACACACCCAUGUAUUUCUUCCUCACUAACCUAGCAUUUGUAGACCUGUGGUAUUCUUCCAACGCAACCCCCAAGAUGCUGGCUAACUUCUUGUCAGAGAAGAAGACCAUCUCCUUUGCUGGAUGUUUCAUCCAAUGCUACAUUUUCAUUGCUCUGCUCCUUACGGAGUAUUAUAUGUUGGCAGCAAUGGCAUAUGACCGCUAUAUGGCUAUCUGCCACCCUCUACAUUACAGUAUCAAAAUGUCCAGGAGGGUCUGCACCUGCCUCAUCACUUUCCCCUAUGUAUAUGGCUUCUCCGAUGGCCUAUUCCAAGCAGUCACGACAUUCAGAUUGUCCUUUUGUGGAUCCAACGUCAUCAACCAUUUUUACUGUGCCGACCCGCCUCUCUUAAAGCUGUCUAACUCUGAUACCCACUUCAAAGAAAAUGCCAUAAAAAUGCCCAGUGACAAUUGCACUUCUGUGACAGACUUUAUUCUUGUGGGUCUCACAGAUCGUCCAGAGUCUCAAGGCUUCCUCUUUGUGUUCUUUUUAAUCAUCUACUUUUUCACCUUGUUAGGCAACCUGGGUCUGAUUGUGCUAAUUCUACUAAAUUCUAGCCUUCACAUGCCCAUGUAUUUCUUCCUCACUAACUUAGCAUUUGUAGACCUGUGGUGUUCUACAACCACGACCCCCAAGAUGCUGACUAACUUCUUGUCAGAGAAGAAGACCAUUUCCUUUGUCGGUUGUUUCAUCCAAUGCUACAUUUUCAUUGCUCUAUCCCUUACAGAGUUUUAUAUACUGGCGGCAAUGGCGUAUGACCGCUAUAUGGCUAUCUGCCACCCUCUACAUUACAGCAUCAAAAUGACCAGGAGGGUCUACACCGGCCUCAUUGCCUUCCCCUAUGUAUAUGGCUUCUCCGAAGGCCUAUUCCAAACAAUCACGACAUUCAGAUUGUCCUUUUGUGGAUCCAACGUCAUCAACCAUUUUUUCUGUACCGACCCACCUCUCAUGAAGCUGUCUCGCUCUGAUACCCACCUCAAAGAAUAUGCCAUGCUCCUCUCUGCUGGAUUUAACCUCUUCAACUCCUUCACGAUCAUCAUCCUGUCUUAUAUCUUCAUUCUCACGGCAAUCCUCAAGAUCCAGUCUUCUGAGGGAAGGAGUAAAGCAUUUUCCACGUGUGGAUCCCACAUAAUGGGUGUCACUUUAUUUUAUGGGUCAAUGUUCUGCAUGUAUGUGAGGCCUCUGAAGGACCAGUCUAUGGGGCAGUCCAAGGUAGUAUCUGUUUUCUAUACAUUUGUCUGUCCGAUGCUGAAUCCUUUGAUCUACAGUCUGAGGAACAAAGAUGUAAAAGCGGCCUUGAGGAAACUGGUAAAUGAAAGGGGGUCUGAUCAAAACCAAAUGAUGUGGGCAGAUUAUAUCCAAGUUGUGAAUGUCAAUACACCUACAAAUACAUCCCCUGAACAGACUGACUUUCCCAGUAAUACUACUGCAUUACUGAUCCAGAGUCAACUAUGGUCGUUUAGGACCGAAGGAAUUUACAUACCAGAAAAUGAGGUGGCAGCUAAGAAAGCAGCAGCUAUAACAGCCUGA
Messenger RNA from Tachyglossus aculeatus (Australian echidna), 1734 nucleotides. Its product is annotated as olfactory receptor 5M11-like. The coding region runs from base 1 to 1734 and encodes 577 amino acids. Gene Ontology annotation, cellular component: membrane. The record is from RefSeq and is a predicted model, not a curated record. NCBI's taxonomy places the organism in Eukaryota, Metazoa, Chordata, Mammalia, Monotremata, Tachyglossidae. Gene Ontology annotation, molecular function: olfactory receptor activity; G protein-coupled receptor activity; odorant binding. Gene Ontology annotation, biological process: G protein-coupled receptor signaling pathway; sensory perception of smell. The transcript has 4 exons.